Molecule: messenger RNA, 3027 nt
Organism: Phoenix dactylifera (date palm)
Lineage: Eukaryota; Viridiplantae; Streptophyta; Magnoliopsida; Arecales; Arecaceae
Source: RefSeq, a predicted model, not a curated record
CUCAAAAGCCUCCACUUCCCGCUCCUUGCUCCCUUCUCCCUCUCUCGCAGCUGCGCGUGCGCUUCUCCGUUCUCUCGAUCGAACGAAAUGGAAGAGGAAGUCGCGGAAACGGAAGUCGAAUCGCAGGUGUAUAUGGCAUGCCUCAUGCAAGGUAAUCGUGUAGGAAUAGCAUACUAUGACUCAGGUGUUCGACAACUUUUUGUCACAGAAGUUUGGGAAGGUGGAAAUGGGGAGUUUCCUCUGAUUGAUCUUGUGAAGUAUCAGGCAAAACCUGUGGUUAUAUAUGCCAGCACUAAGACCGAGGAAGCAUUGUUGUCUGCUUUACAACAAAACGGUGGAAAUGAAGCUGGCGUUGUGAAGCUUAUACGAAGUUCAGUAUUCAGCUAUGAACAAGCUUGGCACAGACUGGUAUAUCUAAGAGUUGCAGGGAUGGAUGAUGGGCUGAGUAUCAAAGAGAGAAUUUGCUUUCUUAAUUCCAUGAUGGAUCUUGGAAGUGAUAUCCAGGUUCGUGCUGCUGGGGGUCUUCUUGCUAUACUAGAGAAUGAGAGGCUUGUAGAUACCUUUGAACAAAAGGAAUGUGGCAACUCAUCGAUUACGAUAGAUUGCGUGACUCAAAUCUCAUUAGAUAAGUUUCUUAAACUUGAUGCUGCUGCUUAUGAGGCGCUGCAGAUUUUUCAAGUUGACAAGCAUCCAAGUCACAUGGGAAUUGGGCGAGCAAAGGAAGGGUUCUCAGUUUUUGGAAUGUUUAAUAAGUGUGCCACACCAAUGGGAAGACGCCUCUUGAGGAUGUGGUUCUUGCGGCCUAUACUUGAUCUUGACAUUUUAAAUAGUCGCCUUAACACAAUAUCAUUCUUUCUUUGCUGUGAAGAAGUUAUGUCAGCCUUACAUGAAACAUUAAAGUCUGUAAGAGAUGUUCCCCACUUGCUUAAGAAAUUCAACUCUCCGAGCUCCUUGUGUACGAGCAGUGAUUGGAAUGCAUUUUUGGAGUGCAUUUGUUCCCUCCUGCACAUAAACAAAAUCUUUCAAGUGGGAAUAUCUGAGUAUCUUCAGGAGAGACUUGAAUACUUGAAUCUAGGGUUAGUUGACAAGGCAAAUUCAUGCAUUGCAAUGGAGCUGGUUUAUGUCUUUGAUCUGGUGAUGGGUGUGAUUGAUGUUCAGCGAAGUAAGGAGAAAGAAUAUGAGACGCUAGUGAAAGAAGGGAUCUGUGAUGAGCUGGACGAGCUGAGAAUGAUAUAUGAGGGGUUGCCAGAUUUUCUAGAGCAGGUUUCGUCUUUCGAAAAUGCUUCUCUUCCAUUCUUGCAUGAGAGUAAAAAGGCUCCAUGUAUUGUUUAUAUACAUCAAAUAGGUUACUUGAUGUGUAUUUUCGAUGAGAAACUCAACGAAGACAUAUUGGAGAAACUUCAAGAUUUUGAAUUUGCGUUUUCAGAAGAUGGGGAUGAAAAAAAAUAUUUUUAUCAUACUUCCAAGACGAGAGAGUUGGACAACCUUCUUGGAGAUAUUUAUCAUAAAAUUCUCGGAAGAAUAAACAUCAUAACUGGUCCUAACUACUCAGGGAAAAGCAUUUAUAUUAAGCAGGUGGCUUUGGUGGUUUUUCUUUCUCAUGUUGGAAGCUUUGUACCAGCUGAUGCUGCUGUUGUUGGAAUGACUGAUAGGAUAUUUUGUGCUAUGGGAAGCAAACCCAUGACAACUAGACAAUCAACUUUUAUGAUUGACCUUCAUCAAGUGGGAAUGAUGCUUAGGCAAGCAACAUCACGGUCCUUGUGCUUGUUGGAUGAAUUUGGUAAGGGUACACUGACAAAAGAUGGCAUUGGUCUGCUUGGAGGAGCUAUAGAUCAUUUUGCAAACUAUGAUUGUCCUCCAAAGGUUCUGUUAUGUACACACUUGAUGGAGAUAUUUAACAAGAGUUGUUUACCCCAGGAGUACCAGAUGAGGUUGUUGAAAGAGCAGCCUUUAUUUUGGAGUCAUUCAAGUCUAAGAAGCCCAUUGAUCGCUUGCUCAGCCAGAAAUUAUUGGCUAAAGACCAGCAAUACAAGGAUGUGGUGGCGAAACUAUUGGCUUUUGACACUUUCAGAGGUGAUCUCAACAUGUUCUUCCAAGACAUCUUCUCAGAAUCGUUGUCUUGAAUUGAAACAUCUGUUGUUAAUGACAGAAGGAAAAAUUCAAAAACUAAUUAUGUAUACUUUUAGCAACUGUUCGGAAGACAGUUUAUGGACAAAAUUUCAGAUUUUCAGUCUCUGUGCGCAUACUAUUUGGCCACACCAUUAUGCUAGUGGUGUGCUUCCAUUGCAGCAUGCACCUGCUAUUUGAGCUAUGAACACAAAUAAGUGAGAUAUUAGAUGUCAAUGGGAGCUGAUCUAAUAAUGAGCUGAGAAUAAUGUAUGCUCAUAGAGAAAUAAAAUUGCUAAUGGAAAUAUAAGCUUGCAAAUUAUGCUGCAUUCUUGAAGUCGAUUCUGCCACUUCUAGGAUGCAAGCUGUUGGGUGCCUGUUGUAUUGCGUUUGUCUCUCUUAUUGAAGAGUUUGGCUUCUACUGUUUUGCCGGUAAUUCACAACACCUUUCAAUGUGUUACCUCUAUAGCUCCAAGUCUUAUUCUUUUUGAAUGAGUUGGAGUAAAGAAGUGGAAAAAUUGCAAUUCAAAGACACAUAAUAAUGUAUUACCCAUCUUACUUUUUUAUCUUACUUUUAUAUGGGCUAUGCAUGUGUAGGAGAUCAGUGACCACUUUCAAAAAACCACUUCUAAUGCAUUGCAGAUGCAAGUAUAGAUUAAAAGUUUGUUGCACAAUCUAUUUACAAAAUUCUCUUGGUUAUAGGAUGAUUCAGGAGGAUCCCUAAAUUUGAUAUGAACCAUUUUGGUCACUACGGGUAGUGCUGGAUAUGUUCAAAAGUAAGAUCUACCACAUCAUGAAGCUAAGUUGCAAGUUAAAUUUUUGGAGAUCAUAAUUUAGUCAUACGAUGUUCGAUUGAGAUAAUUUUUUUAAAAAAAUUUAGUAACUUCUCAAAAAUUACGAUGUGAUGCUACACCAUGUAGG